Molecule: messenger RNA, 756 nt
Organism: Plasmodium malariae
Lineage: Eukaryota; Apicomplexa; Aconoidasida; Haemosporida; Plasmodiidae
Product: conserved Plasmodium protein, unknown function
Exons: 2
Coding region: 1-756 (251 amino acids)
Source: RefSeq, a predicted model, not a curated record
AUGAAAAAAUUGUACAUAAUUCUGUGUCUGUGUCUAUUCGGUUAUAUACGGACAAGUGAUGCAACAAAUGCUGUAAAUAAGGUUAAAGGUACUAUAAAAACAGUGAAAAAGAAAGUUAACAGAUAUUCCAAAAGGUAUAGAAGAUCAUUUAUGUUAAAAGAAGAAGAUGUAUUAGGGGACUAUCAAUUAAAGGCUUAUUAUUUUUUUGAUGAUAAAUUUGAAAAAGUAUUUAAAUGGAAUUUACUUUAUAACUUCUGUAAAUCAAAUACGUUAAAUGUAUGUAACUAUAUUAAAUUACGAAAAAAAUUUCAAAAAAUGUAUGAAGAUGAAUCUUUUUCAUUUAAAAAAUAUUUCUCUGGCAUCAAUCUAAUAUUUGAACAGUUUUCUCAUAAAUAUCAAAUAAAUAUAUUAAGUAUAAGUUUAGAACGUGAUAAUAUGGCUUAUAUUGAAAAUGAGCCAAAAAUAACUGAGGUGAUUAUGGAGUCUUUGGCUAAUAUAGUAAGUAAGAAAAAAUUAAAAUAUCCUGUGGAUGCCCCUACUUGGAAAUUAAGUUUUAAUUAUAUUACAGGAAUGAAGAAAUUAAUUAUUACUGUGCCGUCACAUGUGCCGGGUUUGAAUUUUUCCCUUUAUUAUGUCGUAGUUGCAUAUAGUCACUAUUAUUCCAAUUUAUUUACAAGUAUUGGAGAUAUAUUUCUUAAGUUUAAUGGUUCACUUAAAAAACAUAAUGUUGGAUACUUUACGAUUGACAAACAGUAA